CAACAGUGUCGAACGCGUUUGAAUUAACCGAAUUAACCCUCAAACUGAUCGAUUUUAACGAUAGAAGCUGUAACCUGUAUGCAAACAGGACACGGUGAUUCCUUCAUCUAAUCACUUCUAAUAUUGUUUGAGAGAAGAUUACCUUUUGGAUGUCUUUUUUGAGCAGUGGGAUCCCGACGCCCCCUCGGUGUUUUGUGCUGGAGGGGGGGUGAAGUUGGUCAGCUCGCGGGCGACUCUCCGUUAACGUGAAUCUUUCGCUGUAGUUUCGUGUGCGAUGUCUCUCCGUAGGCAGUAGGUCGGUUGGACACACAUUGAGAGAAGCACAAUAUUUCAUUGUAUUCACUAUAUUGAAUAGGAUACAGGAUUGGUAAAAUUUCGGUCAGUCACAGCUACUUUCUAGUAAUACACUCUGAACAGAUUCAUUAAAUACGCUUUCUAAGAACGAACAUAUUCAUUGCAGGAGGUGUUGGUGUUUGAAUGAAUAUGCAUGUUUGUAGCGCAACACGUCUGUAGCAAUGCCGGUCCAUAAUUAACCGGGGACGCGCUGCGGGGAGAGGCAUCCCAGAGGAGCGGGACAAUGACGGGGCCCACCAGCUGCAGCUCCGCGGCCAACACCAGCAGACACGGCCGCUCCAAGAGCUCCAGCUCAUACUGCCAUUCAAGAUCCGGAGCCGAGUGUGCUACAUCCACUACCACCAACAACGCCGGCCGCUCCUCCGGUGAAGAGGACGAGAAAGACGGCGGAGUUCCCUUUUAUGUCAACCGGGCGGGAUUUCCUAUAGAGAGCGUCACCUGGGAAAGAAUGUGGGCUCACGUCGCCAGAGCUCAUCCAGAUGGCCAAGAAAUGGUGGACAAAAUACGAAAUGCAGCACACCUGCCAAAACAGCCUGUGCCUUCGGUUCCAAACUUCAAGCCGUCCAUGUCAGUUCCUGACUGGCUCCACGCUGUCCAGAAUUACAUGAAGAAUUUGCAAUACAACCACACAGGAACACAGUUUUUUGAGAUUCGGAAAACCAGGCCUCUGUGUGGGCUAAUGGAGACUGCCCGAGAGAUGAUCCGAGAGUCCCUCCCCAUUAAAUGCCUGGAAGCAGUUAUCCUUGGAAUCUACCUGACCAACAGCCUGGCCUCAGUCGAGCGUUUCCCCAUCAGCUUUAAGACACAGUUCCUGGGCCACCACUUCCACCAUGUGGUGCUCGGGCUCUACUGCAACGGCCGCUAUGGCACACUGGGCAUGAGUCGCCGUGCUGACCUCAUGGACAAGGCCCUGAGCUAUCGCACGCUCAGCGAGCUUGUCUUUGAGUUCGAGGACUCCUACCGCCGCUACCAGCACAGUGUGAAGAAGGUGAAGAUUGGUCUGUACGUGCCUCACAACCCACACGUGUUCCAGCCCAUCGAGUGGAAGUACCUGGUGCUGAACCCCUGCAGGCAGGGCCAUGAGGACAUGCGCAAAGAGCUGGAGAAACACGGGCGAGACAUGAGGAUGAAGAUUCUGAAAUCGUCUACUGCGCAGUCUCCGAUUAAAGAGAGGGCCAGAGGGAAGUCUUUAUCCCCACGACGCCAGCGAGGUGUGAGCCCCCAACGACGCCAGGGAGGUGUGAGCCCCCAGCGCCGCCAGUACCUUCACAGAAGAGACAAAACGCCUGCCAUCCUGAGCAGGAAACCAGCAGAGCUCAGCACUCUGACUGAUGGCUACCAGAUCCGUAUCUGAGGGUGAACUCGUAUCGGAGGCCCUGUGCAGCUGGACAGCCUUCUCUCUCUCCAUGUCUCUCCCUCCGCCGUUUACAGUUUUUGUUUUCAGACCAUUUCAUUAUGUGAGCAUAUAUACUGACUGAAUAUCUCAAACAGGAUCAUUGAAGAACACAAAGAAUGCACAGAUUUUAAAUUGAAGAAAUUGGGAAAUUUCAAUUCAUUUUGAUAAUUUUAAGUGAAAUUUUAUUGUACAUGGAAAUCCAUGUUUUUAGAAAACUUUGACUGCUAUAUAUGUAAUGCAAAUGAGAAGAAAACUAUUUUAGCAAGGGUUAAAAAUGAAUGGGGACAUGGAGCUGAAGUGGUAGCUGAGUGUGUUCGAGACAAUGUCCUAAGGUUAUGCUUAAUGCACAAUGACAGAGAUGGACUUUUCUAUACACAGCCAACAUGUGACACGUUUUUUAUAUGUAUUUUUAGUCAGUUUCCGUUUGGGGUAACUAUAAGCAAGACAGCAAUUUGAAAGCCCCAACGGGUAUUACUAAAACAGCAUUAUGGAAAUGUGUGCAUUGCAACAUGUUUGUGUUAUUUUAUUUUUAUGUUAUUGAUGCUCUUUUUUAAGAAAAAGGAAUAUCAAAGGUGGAAUUUACUAAAUUUUGGCUUAUUUUUGUGUUUGGCUUUUAAAUAACCUCUGAGAUAUGUAGCAUAUCAGGCCAAUAUUCCAGCAAAUCUCACAUCACACCAUGUCUGAGUUCAGUGUACUGGUGAAAAAACUAUGCAUGCCCAAUAAAGGCGAAGGUCUGUCUUCCAGACAGUUGUAGCAAUUAAAAGCCUGCAUGGUGGACCUCAGUAUUAGCACAGGGUUAACCAUAGAUAAGUACUUUACCUGAACAAUACACUUAAACAGAAAAUAAACUAGAGUGGCUGACUUGUAUAUUUAUCCCUGGUUAUGAAUAGCUUGUAUCCAUCAAUGUAUUACCAACAUUUACAAAAUUAUUUACAAAGAUGUUGAACCACACAAGUGCAUUAUAAUUCCCCCAUUACCUUGAGGUGUUCAACCAGUGAUCAGCCUGUGCAACCUUACCACCCCCCAAUCAUAACGCAGGGAUUAUCUUUGGGAACCUUGCAACCAUAACCCUCCUACCCCUGACACACACGCGCAACAGCCAGAGAUCAUACUGGCAACCUUCAACAAGGAGUAAGGUGACCUCCCAUCUAUUCAUGCUGUUACUAUAACUGUUACUGUUACUUUGGUAUCUGCUAAAUGUUGAAUGAUUUCAACUAUAUUUUCAUUAAAUGUCCCAUAAAUGAUUUGUGAUAUAGUGUUCUGUCAUAGAAAACAAAAUUGAAGUGGUAAGUAAACCAUAUUACUGGAUGUAUGACUUGGACUGUAUCUCUUACUGGAAACACUACAAGCUCUAAUUUGAAGGUGCUAGUAAGGCAGGAAAUCUGUAACACAUUCAUGACUCGCAUGGUUGGUCACAUCCCACUGGGUCAGUUUUUAAUCAUUUUUAAUUUACAUUCUUCUUUGCUGACAAAAUGUUAUAUUUCACUUUAUACAGAAACUGAAACAUUCCAUGUCCUUUGAGUGUUUUACACGUUUGGUAGCUGAAGGUCAAUUCUCCACACUCUAGUGCAGAUGUACAGAAAUGACUUCUUAGCUUUUUAAAAAUCCUCAUAAAUAAUAAAUAUGUGAUUUAUUGAUUAAAGAGCACAUCAAAUAGAAAUGACUAUCAGACUAGCAGUGAGGAGCCCCUCGACUGGUGCUGGUGGUGUUGCAAUUAACAAUAGGGUAAAAGCAUCUCCAUGACUGCUGAAAUGUAACAAUAUUCUACAAAGUAUUAUUUGAAAUAUUUGUCUGCUACAUAUAUGACCAUUAUGGUACAGUGAGAAAUUUGCCUCAGUCAAAACCCCCAAAUUAAGAUGAUGGGAACAUGUGAGGCAGGAGGCAAUCACCUCGGCAUUUGGGAAAAUGGGGACUUUACUAUGUUUCUGCGAGGUGAGAGUAGUCUUUCAUUUUUGGAAAAAUGCAUAUCAUAUUUAAUAGAGAAAGAGUCAAACAUUUUACUGUUUUAAUGGUCCCAGUGCUUUAUAGUUUCAGCAGCUUUAUAACUUUGUAAGAAUGAAUGAUUUGUCAAAUUGAUGAAGUUGUGAUUCAUCUUGUGUUGGAGCUUAUGGCAUGAUCACUCUGAAGCUUUACCAGGCUGUUCUCAGUUUGUUUCACUGAACAGGCCUUUCAUCUGUGCUGUGUUAAUGCAGCAUUUUUAUAUGUUAAGAGGAUGGUCUAUUCCCCCAUAAGAAAUUCUUGCUGUAUUUUGUCAAGUGUAGCAUGUUGUAAUAAUAAACAUUUGUUUUUUUUCAUA
Molecule: messenger RNA, 4046 nt
Organism: Electrophorus electricus (electric eel)
Lineage: Eukaryota; Metazoa; Chordata; Actinopteri; Gymnotiformes; Gymnotidae
Gene: vash2
Product: vasohibin 2
Biological process (GO): regulation of angiogenesis
Cellular component (GO): cytoplasm
Source: RefSeq, a predicted model, not a curated record